Messenger RNA from Debaryomyces hansenii CBS767, 411 nucleotides. RefSeq names its product Fav2p (gene FAV2). The coding region runs from base 1 to 411 and encodes 136 amino acids. The record is from RefSeq and is a predicted model, not a curated record. NCBI's taxonomy places the organism in Eukaryota, Fungi, Ascomycota, Pichiomycetes, Serinales, Debaryomycetaceae. The transcript has a single exon.
AUGGCUAAUACAGAAUUGCUUUUAGACACAUCUGCUACAACUUCAUUUACAGACCAAAUGAGUUCUGCUACUGGAUUAAAUAACUUACAAUUGGUCACCUCGUUAUCCAGGGAUGGAAAGCAUCAGAAUGCUGCUGGAAUAAGUAAUAGUGCCAACGACGAUAUAUUGGUGGCUUCUUCGUCUGGUGGAGAUGUUACAGGUUCGUUCAAAGCUAGCUCGGCACUCGGAACGUUGACGUUACAAAGCAGCGCCUCUGGUAGCUCUAGUGGUGGAGGAGCAAUGACAUCAUUGGCAUCAAAUACCGACCUGAUGUCGUCUGCCAACAUGGGUGAAGGCAAUAUGUCAAAUAUGAAGAUGAAGUGGGCAUAUUCAUCAUUUGUUGUAGCAUCGCUUAUCCUCGGAUGCAUAUAA